CAGGGAAGUUGCUAGCAAUUUUUCUAAAGCCCACAGAGCCACUGAAGAUUAGGCAGCUAUGUUUUGUACUCCCUGCCUUGAAAUGGUAAUAACUUACAUCCAAUGAACAAUCUAAAAAGCCUCCAAAGAAACUUAUUUCUAAGAUGCCAUAAUAGUAAAGGUCAGUUAUUUGGAUACAGUUCUGGAUACAAAGGUACACUGAGAUGAACAUUGUGGGAUAUCUCCAAUUGAUGAAACCUAGGAACAUUCUCUUCUUGUAUGCAUUCCUGUUCUGUAUUGUAGGGUUUCGCUCUUCAUCUUCUGGUACAAAACCGAAAACCUCAAUAAACGGGUUUAAUGCAAUUCGCCAGAAAAGAGAUCUCUUAACAGCAGAGGAUAAUGGAACUCUUUUCUCUGGAGCCCGCAGGCUCCAUGCUGAAUCUAAUGUACCAAGAGCAGAUUCCUGCCCACAUGACUGCCUUAACGGAGCACUUUGUACAGAAGCUGGUUUAUGUGACUGUGAAGCCUUUCAGGCAAAAGGAAGCAGGUGCCAAUAUGUACCAAACACUGGCAAGGAGAGAGACGCUAUCUGCAGAACCUGGGGUCAAUACAAUUUUGAGACAUUUGAUGGUAUCUAUUUUUACUUCCCGGGAAACUGUUCCUAUAUAUUUGCCAGAGAUUGCAGCAAUCUGGUGCCUAGGUAUACUAUUUGGGUUCACAACAGUCCUAAGUGUGAUGGAUCAGUGUAUUCUUGCCCACGUUCAAUCAGUAUGUUUUUCUCAAGCCAAGAGGAGAUCACCGUUUCUGGUUAUGAAGUGAGGAAAGGUGGUGUUAGAUUGUUGUUGCCACAAACCGUGGAAAAUGUAUUUAUCGAGAGACUGGCUGACUAUAUUCUAGUGAAGACGACCUUUGGAUUCUCUCUCGCCUGGGAUGGUGGUUCUGGAAUGUAUAUCAAGUUGACUGAAGACCAUAAAGGGAAACCUUGUGGCCUGUGUGGAAAUUUCAAUGGCAACUGGUCAGAUGACCUGAUCGUACAGCACACAGAAGAAACUACAGAAGAUAUUGCUAUGUUUGCAGAAAGUUGGUAUGUUCAGAUCCCAGAUGAACCCAUUUGCGUAACCACAGUCUCCGAUUACCCAAAUCCUUGUUCUCAAGAGUCCAUGCAGGAGGCUAUGUUCCACAAGUGUCAAGUGCUAUUACAGUUCCCUUUUCUAAGCUGCCAUGAGACCAUUGACCCUUAUUCUUACAUUGCAAGCUGUGUGAAUGAUCUCUGCAAACAAGAUGAUGAUGAAACAUAUUGCCGUGCUGUAAUGGAGUAUGCAAGGUCGUGUUCCCAUUCUGGUUUUCCCAUAAGAGACUGGAGAGAUGACUUCCCUGCAUGCACUGAAAAAUGUGAAGACAAUUUUGUACACCGAGACUGUAUCAGCUGCUGCCCACCAACUUGUACUUAUGAGAAGGAAUGCUUGGGAAGCAACCUACACUGCCUGGAUGGCUGCUACUGUCCAGAUGGUCUUAUCCUGGAUAACGGCUCCUGUGUUUCUAUAACAAGCUGCCCUUGCAUUUACCAUGGGACUGCCUACCCAGCGGGUGCCAAGAUAGAACAGGAAUGCAGCAUGUGUGUUUGUAAUGGUGGUAUUUGGAAUUGCACAGAACAUGAAUGCCCAGCGGAGUGCUCUGUUAUUGGGGACUCUCACUUCACAACCUUUGAUGGCCGUUAUUUUACUUUCCUGGGUAUGUGCCAGUACAUUCUGGUGAAAGGAACUGGAAAAGAUAAAUUUACUAUCACUUUACAGAAAUCUUCUUGUGAGCAGCACUCUGACCAUGCGUGUAUUCAAUCAAUCACACUUGUCCUUGAUGAGGAUAUGAGUAAACAGGUUACUAUCCUGAGAAAUGGAGAUGUCCAGUUUGGUCCUAACCAAGGUGUUAUACUAAAUGGUGUUAUCGAGGUUCGGAAUUUGUCCUCAAUGUUUGUGCAGCUAAAGACGACAUUUGGAAUAAGAAUUCAGUUUGCUAAAGGUGGAGACAGGCUUUAUAUUCAAGCCAGCAGUGCCUGGAAGAGGAGAACACUGGGCCUAUGCGGAACAUUUAAUGGGAAUCUAAGAGAUGACUUUCUCUCUCCGGCAGGAAUGAUUGAAGGAACUCCACAGUUACAUGCCAAUGCCUGGAAAAUAUCAUCAGCCUGUUUAACCCCAGUAAAUAUUCCAGUAUUGGAUCCAUGUGACACCAAUCUACAAAAUGUUGGAUAUGCAACACAUUGUGAUGUUCUCAAUCAAGACCUUUUUGCUCAGUGCCAUGCAUACGUGAGCCCAGGAUUAUAUUACCAGCUGUGUCGCUUUGAUGCAUGCAAAUGUGGCAGUAAUUGUCUGUGCAAUGCACUGGCACACUAUGCCUACAUCUGUAACAAGCAUGGUGUCACUGUCAACUUCAGAUCCCAUGUUUCCUUUUGUGGCGUUAUAUGUCGGUAUGGGAUGUUGUACCACCAGUGUUCUUCUUUUUGUGGCCGGACUUGCUCGUCACUUUCUUUGGGAGAGGCCUGCACUGAUGAAUGUGUUGAAGGGUGUAACUGUCCUGAUGGGAAGUACUUUGAUGAGUCUCUUAGCUUUUGUGUACCAAUAUCAAGCUGUCGUUGUUAUUACAAGGGCCGAAUCUACCAUCCAGGGGAAGUAAUAUUAAGACAAUCCGGGUCUUGCCAGUGUUUGAAUGGAACAAUGAGGUGUACAGAGACUGCUACAACUAUCACAGGUGUCACAUGCCCAGAAGGAAAAAUAUACUUCGAUUGUAGGAACCCCAUUCUUGGCUUACCUUCUGCUGGGAUUAAUUGUGAAGUAACUUGUGCUAACCUGGCUAUGAAUUUUACAUGUGUCCCAUCACCGCCAUGUGCAAGUGGUUGCAUUUGUCCACCAGGCAUGGCAGAGCAUAAAGGGAAAUGCUAUGUUCCAGACAGCUGUCCAUGUACAUGGAAGGAUUGGGAAUACUUAUCUGGAGAGGUGAUAUCUACACCGUGUUACACAUGUGUUUGUAAAAGAGGAAUAUUUAAUUGCACCAGUUAUCCCUGUCCUUCAGUGUGCACUGUGUAUGGUGAUCGCCACUAUUAUACUUUCGAUGGUUUGGAAUAUGAUUAUGUCAGUGACUGUCAGGCAUAUUUAGUAAAGAGUGCUGAUAAUUCCAAUGUGUCUAUUAUUGCUCAGAAUAGGAAAUGCUUUGACAAUGACAUCAUCUGUUCAAAGAAUCUUGUCAUCUCUGUGGGUGGUAGUGAUAUUUAUUUCACUGAUACCUCAGAAAAACAGAAGCAGUUCCGAAUGCAACAUGGACCCUAUAGGUAUCAGCACUGGAAGGCUGGAUUCUAUACAGUGGUACACUUUCCAGAGUUAGAUAUUACAAUACUUUGGGAUAAGAGAACAACAAUACAUGUCAAAGUGGGACCUCGAUGGAAAGGGAAACUGUCUGGCCUAUGUGGAAACUUUGACAAGUAUACCUCAAAUGACCUCACAACAUCAAAUAACAUGGAAGUGAGGAAUGCUCAGGUCUUUGGAGACAGUUGGACUAUUGGCCAGUGUAAAAGUUCUAAUGAGACAAUGAGACCAUGUGAAGUCCAUCAGAGCAAAUUUCCUUAUGCAAAAAAGGAAUGCUCAAUCCUCUACAGUGAUGUGUUUGCUCCCUGUCGUAAUGUGAUUGAUGUAACAUCAUUUGUUAAGAAUUGCCAUACAGACACAUGCAAUUGUAAUCUUGGAGGGGACUGUGAAUGUCUGUGUACCAGCAUAGCGGCAUAUGCACACAAAUGCUGUCAGCAAGGAGUAGCAGUCCAUUGGAGAUCCCCUAAUAUGUGUCCCUAUGACUGUGAAUAUUACAAUCAAGGUCUUGGAGAAGGUCCCUUUAUCCUCUCCAGUUGUGGCAACAGUGAAAUUGUAUUAGGUGUUAAUGUUACCAGCAAAUACAUAUUCCCAUUGCCAAGAAUGAGUGCACAUGGAAAUGUUUUGUUUAACUUCAUGAUAACACCUGGACUUUUCCGAGAUAAAGACCUAUCGCUAUCACUUGUCUCUCUGGAGUCUGCGGAAAGGCCAAAUUACUUCCUAUCUGUGCAAGAAAAUGACAGUGUAUGGCUGGAACAAUGGGAAGCCAGUUCAAUGUUUCGUAGAAGGGCAACUUUUUUCCACCACCAAGGACUCUGGAUUCCGGGAUAUAGUGCCUUUGAAUUACACAGCAAGAAAGGAUUCUUUAUUGUUCUUACGCAAACAGAGGUUAAAGUGUCAAAAUACGACAAUUCUGAGGAGUUUAAACUAUCAAGUGGUUUCAAGAUUGAAGAGAUUGUGGCAGCUGUUCCCUAUAGAAGAAUGUGUGAGUGGAGAUAUGAACCAUGUGCCAGUCCUUGUGUUAAAACCUGCAGUGAUCCUGAAGCCAUUUUAUGUUCUUUUCUUCCACCGGUAGAAGGAUGUAUUCCAUACUGUCCAAACCACAUGAUUCUUGAUGAGAUUACACUGAAAUGUGUCUAUCCAGAGGACUGUGUCCCAGUCAAAUCAACAAUGUUUCCUAUUGCAACAAAACCAACAAAAACUGCAUCAGCACCAACUAUCACUUCUACAAAAGUGAUAUAUCCAGCAAUGACAGAUUCCAUACUGCCAGAUUUUUCUGAUCUGCCAUCACAUUCUACAACAUUAUCCUUCCUAGGACCAACUAACAUGACUCAUGCAACAUACAUAGGAUCAGCAAUUUCAAGUACUUCAGAGUACAAAUCAUAUUUUGACCUGCUUACCAGUGAUUACUAUAAAACAACACAAAGUACUUAUCUCCCUGGUCAUGUACAGGAGGUAACAACAAGAAGCAUAGACUCUUCUUCAACAGUCACAUCUUCAGUUUCACACCCAACAUCACCUCACACUAUAACUUCCUUUGCAACUUUUAAAACGCUACCUCCCAAGGAAGCUGUGGACACAACUAAAACACCAACAAGAAUGUUAGGACAGUCUUCACAGGGUCUAUUCCAGCUAACUACAAAGUCAGUUACUGUAUCUCCAUAUUCAUCAGUGGGAGAAAGUACUACAUAUCCCUCAGUCACAGAUGUAUCAGGAUUACCAGGGCUAUUAAACAUAACAUCACCCAAGGAAACAAGUAUGUCUUCUGUUUCACUGACCGCGACUGUAGUCACUACUCCUUUAAUUACAUCAUCUGUGUUUGUCCCUCUCACAUCUAGUACCACCACUACUAAAGAACUCCUCAGUAGCCAAUCUUCCCAUGCAACUUCUCAAGUGACUCUUGGAAAACAAUUAACCAGCAUUUUGCUUCCGACAUCUGGACUAAAUGAAUCUGUAUCUGCUUUGCCAGGCCUGACAACAUUAAUGAACAUUUCUGUAACUCCAAAAACUGCAUUAACUUCUUCAUCUAUUCAUUUGUCUCCAUUAGUUACCCGAUUGUUUACAACUUCUACGCCCACAACCACAUCUGUUUCGGAUCUAUACCAAACAACACAAUCUGUGAUACAAACCAAAGAAGACAUCACCACCUUGUUAGAACCUUCAGUUACGUCUAAAGCAACCUCUGUUCCUCCCAUGACUGUGUCUAGCCUUAGUCAGUCUACAUCAUCUACAAUAAGCCUUCAACCAACGGCACAAACCACAAUAAUAACUCCGGACAUUACACUAUCCAUACAAAAUACCUCUUCUUCUACAGAGGUAAGGAUUACUUUAGGCUAUUUAGAGACCACAAUUUCACCCAAGCCAGAAAUAGCAGCCAAAGACUUUACAAGUGCUUCCACAAAACACACAACCUGGUCUAUUAUCAAUGCAACACUUAUCCAGACUCCACCUGUAACUUUGAGUACUAAGAAAUUCCCUAAAAGCACAGAAACCCCAUUGAAGACUUUAACUACUAUUAAAGAACAGCUGGGUACAAGCAUUCCUACAAGAGAAGGUCCAACAAGUGACUUGGAAAGCAAAUCUACAGAGCGUUUACUUUCUACUAAGUACUCAUUUGAAACAAGUUCAGCAAUAAGACCUUAUACAAAACAUGAAGAAACUAUGGAGGUUACUACAACACACUCAACAGAAUCCGAUACUACAUUUUCCAAGGAGAGUUUGCUUACUACUUUACUUUCUAUUUCUGAUACUUCAAAGCACACUUCUCUCGGUCCAGUGCCCGCAUCUUCCUCAGUACAUGCAGAAGUCACAGAUUCAAGUUAUUUAAAAGACUAUACACAUUCUAUUUCCACUACUAAACACCUGAAGACACCACUGGCACUUACAUUGAAGCCCUCUACCACAGAAACGUCUUCCACCUCUUCAGCAUUUUUGGGCAUUAAUGAGACAACAUUGAGAAUUACGACUUUCCAAGAAACUAGCCAAGAAGCCUUUCUUAAUGUUACUCGUAGUUUGACUACUAUAAAAGAAAAGCCAUCAUCAUCAUCUGUGCAAUCUUAUACAGAAGAAAGUACCAGGACCAUUACCAAACCAAUAUAUAGCUCUUUAGUUACCAAUAAGACAUUAACUGACAUGUCCACGUUUCUGCCACUGGAGACUUUGGAACCCUUUGCUAACUUUACAAAAUCAAUAACAUUAGGAACCACAUUGUCUAAGGAUGCCACAUCUGAGUCAGUUGCUUCAGUGGCAUCCUCCACUACUGAGUCUCUGAGUUCAGAAACAGCUACCGAGAUGAUGGUGAAUGUUACAGUAUCAUCAGAUGACUACUCAUUUGGCACAAUGAUACAUACAAGUAGCUCUUCAGAAUGUAUGCCAAGGUACAUUGAACCAUUGGAUCCAUGCAGCCAGUAUGUUUGCAUUAAUAUGGGCUGGAUGUUAUACAACGUAUCAAGCAAUUGCCACAAAAAUGUGGAGAAACCAGACUGUGGCUUUCGAGGAAUGCCUGUCCAGGUGAACAGUGACAGCUGCUGCCCAGAAUGGGAAUGUCCAUGCCAGUGCUCUAUGUUAUCCGAGCUGAGCAUUAUCACAUUUGAUGGGAAUAACAUUGCUCUCUAUAACGCUGCACCAUAUAUCUUGGUCAGACUUCCAAAAGAAACUAUUGUAGCCCAUAUUGAAAAAUGUCCUCCAAGCCUGAGUGUGAAUUCAAUAAGAAAGCUGGUCGCCGCUGGAGGUACAUCUGGACUAUGUUUUAAAAAACUAAAUGUGACAACGGCAAACUUUCUAGUGAUUAUAAACCGAUUGGACAGGAGGGUAGAAGUGAAUUCAAUACUACAGCCAUUACCAUUCUCAAAGCAAGGCCUAUGUAUCCAGGACACAGGAGCAAUGUAUGUCAUUAACACGCCAGCAGGCAUCAGCAUUAAGUGGACUCAUGUUACUGGCAUUAUAGACAUACAGUAUGGCCUGCACUCCAAUCUGUCCAGCAAGACAGAAGGGCUUUGUGGAAUAUGUAAUGGUGACCCAAGUGAUGAUUUAAAGAUGCAAAACAGAACAAUAAUAACAAACAAAGAAGAUAUUGAAGCAUUUAUUAAAAGUUGGGAAAUUGAGAAAUCAAUUGAUGUUACCACAAGACGUCCAGUGAGAAACUGUACUGAAGAUAACUGUACUUACUGCAUGGAGCUACUGAAUAGGAAAGUGUUUGCACCCUGUCACAGGAAGGUUUCGCCACAAGAUUUCUGUGAGAAGAUGUGGAUCAACAAUACGUAUUUCUUGAAUUAUGAAUGCGAUGCUCUUUCAGCAUAUGUAGCACUGUGCAGCAAGCACAAUAUCUGCAUUAGAUGGAGAACAAGAGAUUACUGCUCACUGCCAUGCCCAGAGGGAAAGGAAUACCAGGCUUGUGUGCAACCGUGUGCUGCUAAAACAUGCGUAAACAAAUGGUACUAUGAAGAGUCCCCCUGCUUAUACUUGAGAGAAGACUGUGUGUGCAAAAGAGGAACAAUUCUUCACAGGACAGAUUCUGAGCUGUGUAUUCCCGAAGCCAAAUGUGCAUGCACUGAUAAUGAAGGACAUCCACACUCUCCAGGAGAAGUCUGGCAUUCAUCAGUAAAUAAAUGCUGUAUGUCCAAAUGUCUGGAGAAUGGAACUGUUGUAUCUAUAGAACCUGACUGCAGUGAAGAGCCCGUGCCAGCUUGUGUGCGGGAGGGUGAGACUCUUAUCAGUGUCAUUGAAGGAGGAGGAUGCUGUCCAAAGAAAGUGUGUGAGUGUAAUAUAUCUUUAUGUGAAAAAGCUGUAACCUGUAGCAGUGGGGAGCGACUGGUGGCUGAUUACAGCACGGAGACCUGCUGUCCCCAGUUUCACUGUGUGUGUGACCCUUCAGUCUGCCCAGUAAUAUCACAACCAGAUUGUAAGGCUGAUCAGAUUGCAGUUCAGGUCAGACUGGAUCACCCUUGCUGUUUCUCCUAUAUAUGCGUUUGUGAAUCUUGUACAGAGCCUGUCCCCGAAUGCAGAGAUGGAGAAAUCCUAACUGUUGACUUGAACACUACUAGCCACUGCUGCCCUCACUAUAUCUGUGUGUGUAAUGAGAAUAUUUGCACUGCACCACAGCUGAACUGUUUGCCUGAAACCAAUUUGGUUAAAAAAAAAAUGGAUGGAAAUUGUUGUCCAGACUGGUUUUGUGAAUGUAGCUGUGAAAAUGUCACUGACCUUAACUGCCGCUUGGGAGAACUACGGAGGAUUGAUAAAGACCAUCAUAGCAAUUGUGGAUGCACUCAUUAUGUUUGUGAGAAGGAAGAAGUGUGUGUUUAUCAGGGGAUUACAGUAUUGCAGCCUGGUCAGUCACUAAUUGAAUAUUUGAAUGGAGAGAUAUGCUACACCGUAAGCUGCUUACAUGAAAAAGAUCACACAACUGGGUUUCAUGCAAUGGAGAUGUCAAUGGUGAACUGUUCCAAACACUGUGCCGCUAACCAAGUUUAUAUUCCAUCUGCCAACCAUCAGAUGUGCUGUGGAACCUGCAAGAAUGUGUCAUGCACUUUCUAUAGUACUAAUGGAACAGUAACUAUAUAUGAGGUGGACACAACAUGGAUUUCCAACUGCACAAAGUAUGAGUGCUCAAAGACUGCUGUAGGUGCCAUGAUACUGGGCUCUAGUAUUGUUUGCCCGCCAUUUAAUGGCAGUGAAUGUCUAAAGAAUGGAGGAUCUAUACAGACCUAUAACGAUGGCUGCUGCAAGAUAUGUUCUGGAAUGGGUGUAUUACCCUUUACCAUUACCCCCGUAGUUCCUACUGCUAAAAUAAAUUGUGAACCAGGCACAAAAGAAGAAAAAAUCUGCCAGAAAGUGGCAGUUAGAACCACUAUAAGGAAAAGUGACUGUAUAAGUCACAACCCUAUCACCGUGGCUUCUUGUGAUGGAAAAUGCCCGUCAGCUACAAUCUUUAACGUCAACAUUGAUAGCCAUAUAAGAUUCUGUAAAUGCUGCCGGGAGAAUGGAGUACAGAAUCUGACUGUGCCACUCUACUGCUCAGGAAAUAGGACUGAAGUGAUGUAUGUCAUACAGGAGCCACUGGACUGCUCAUGUCAGUGGAAUUAAACAGACUUUGCGUGGAAUACAGCACAACAGUUUCCUCCUUGCACCUUUUCCUGCCCAAAGUACUCUAUGCACUGAAUGCACAUGCUGUAUUUACAUGGCGGUGUUAUAUUGAUCUGCGCAGCUCCUACCACUUCAGAUGUUCAAAAGAAACUCGCAAUACUGGAAGCAAUGUUAUACUAUUUAAGUUACACAGCAUAAGCUGUUUCAUAUCUUCACAUGGAAAUCAUAACGAAAAGGAAACAAUAAGUUCAGUGAAGCUUAACCUUUUUUUUUUUCAGGUUAAACUUGAAAGAUAAUUUUGGCUUGCAAAGGUGGAUCAGUAUAUUAAAUCUUUUGCAUGUGUGACAUUAUACUUAUGUAUACUUGACUUAUGGUGCCUAAUGCUACGUUUGUACAAUAUAUCUUUUUAUUAUCGAUCCCAUAUGUGCCAUGAUUUCUAUUUUGUAACAACUAUCUUAAUGUGUCAUCAUGUUCCAUCCAUUAGUACAUUGGGAUGUUUAUAACUAAUGACACGCAGUACUCCUAAAAACUAUUAAAACAUAAUAAAUCUACCAUUACAAUCAUUUUGUUUGUAUAUAAUGUUACUCCUAAAACUUAAUGUAAUGUAAUAAAUGUAAAGCUGAAAUCAGAAACAAGUUGUGGGAUUUGAUAUGAUAUAACAUACAAUACAUUUUACAUAAACAAACUAGUUUCAUUAUGCAGCGUUGUUUUCAGUCCUCAAUGUGAUAAAUUAUGAUUGUGCUUUUUAUAUGCACAUAAUUGUCAGCUGCUUGGCUCAGAGAAACCAUGAGAACAAGAUAGAAAUAAAUACUGAAACAUAAACUGAGCGAGACCUGCUUGAUCGAGAUUAUAAUCUAAAUAAAGGUGUAUUAUCUAUUAAAGCUGUACAUAGCUGUUUUAUUUUAACAAUGUAAUAA
Messenger RNA from Pseudophryne corroboree (corroboree frog), 10327 nucleotides. It is a transcript of the gene OTOGL, whose product is annotated as otogelin like. The record is from RefSeq and is a predicted model, not a curated record. The transcript has 58 exons. Gene Ontology annotation, molecular function: alpha-L-arabinofuranosidase activity; protein binding. Gene Ontology annotation, biological process: L-arabinose metabolic process. Gene Ontology annotation, cellular component: extracellular matrix. The coding region runs from base 204 to 9410 and encodes 3068 amino acids. NCBI's taxonomy places the organism in Eukaryota, Metazoa, Chordata, Amphibia, Anura, Myobatrachidae.